Messenger RNA from Lachancea nothofagi CBS 11611, 222 nucleotides. NCBI's taxonomy places the organism in Eukaryota, Fungi, Ascomycota, Saccharomycetes, Saccharomycetales, Saccharomycetaceae. The record is from the annotation of a GenBank genome assembly.
AUGAGGCUCCCUUACUCCAUGGGCUUCACCAAGCGCCACUUAACGCUAAACAAGGAUAUGGCGUGGUUUCAUAGGCACUUCUACCCUCCCCUACUAAGGUCUGCGACUGUGAGGAAAUUUUUGGGUGGCUUUGAAUUGCUCGGAGAGCCUCAAAGAGACUUGACUGCCGAACAAGCUGCGAAGCGUUUAGUAGAUUUAGACGGUAACACAGAGAAGGUGUAA